UUGGUGACAUUCCCUUUUCUUCACCCAUCCUCUCUAUUCUCAUGUACACACCCCACGAGUCUGAUUGGGUUUUUUUUCCUAUCCCACCUGGAGGAUUCAACUUUUCUACGGAUGCGGCACUUGUAGAUGCCUGGUUCCCAUGCUUAAAGGUAUAACCGACUGGAACAAACCGAAAAUGACGAGCGCAGUCGAGUAUCACGUUUGCUGCCUGUUGGUAGUUCUUUCGUUAUCAGCAUUCCUCUGCCAUGCCAAAGAACCCGAAUGUCCAUUUGGCAGCCCGAAAAUAGAUCUGGCCGAUCUCGAUGGACGUUGCGACCGUUUCUGGAUGUGUGAGGACGGACUCAUUUCAGACAUUUUCUGCCCAUCAGGAAACGGUUUCAAUCCUGCCAGUCAAAAAUGCGACACUAACGCGCCUUGCCUCACAGAUUCAUCCUCGGUCACAACGGAAAGACCGGCUGGACUGUCACGCAUUGUCGAUAUCUUGGUAACGAAAUCGAAGCCCGGACAAACCGGCCAAAAUGAAAAGACUUCAAAGGGCCUUGAAGUCUUGACGUCUUUGUUUACGCCACUGAUUCUCCCUUUAGUUCGAAUGGUGGCUGGUUAAUGUGUACUUUGGUUUGUUUGUUUUUGUAAAGAAUCGCUGUGAGUUUAGUAUAAAGAAUUGUGUGUGAUUGCUCAUGCUGCCUAGGAAAACGCCAAGUCUCCGCUCAAUGUUGUAACUUGCAAGUUCGUUUCAAAUCUACAAUUAGAAAACG
Messenger RNA from Daphnia pulicaria, 755 nucleotides. RefSeq lists its product as uncharacterized. Bases 140 to 604 code for a protein of 154 amino acids. The transcript is spliced from 4 exons. Gene Ontology annotation, cellular component: extracellular region. The record is from RefSeq and is a predicted model, not a curated record. Gene Ontology annotation, molecular function: chitin binding. Lineage: Eukaryota; Metazoa; Arthropoda; Branchiopoda; Diplostraca; Daphniidae.